Molecule: messenger RNA, 318 nt
Organism: Dovyalis caffra
Lineage: Eukaryota; Viridiplantae; Streptophyta; Magnoliopsida; Malpighiales; Salicaceae
Source: the annotation of a GenBank genome assembly
AUGGGGAUUUGCUGGAGUUGCACUUCUGAUAAGUCAAAUCCAACCCCUGAUGAUGACCCUCCUCCCCCAGAUGCCGCCCCUUCUCCUGGCCCAGCCCCAUUCUCAAUCCCAGAUCCAGACGCAGCUCCUAGCUCCGUAGGACAUCUUGAUGGUCCUGUUUACAUAUGCGGUAGGAAGAAUUUAGAACGGGAAGAACUCAUGACAAUUUCGAUUCAUGUUGUAUUGUCUUCCAAGAAUAUUCGCUUGCCCUUCAAUCUUAAUUCCAACCAAUCAUCAUCCACUCUGUCAUUGGUGGCAGAGGAUAGGCUAAAUGAGUGA